Molecule: messenger RNA, 2380 nt
Organism: Euleptes europaea (tarantolino)
Lineage: Eukaryota; Metazoa; Chordata; Lepidosauria; Squamata; Sphaerodactylidae
Product: protein zyg-11 homolog B-like
Exons: 14
Coding region: 15-2306 (763 amino acids)
Cellular component (GO): Cul2-RING ubiquitin ligase complex
Source: RefSeq, a predicted model, not a curated record
ACCGGUCGUUGGCGAUGGUGCGGUUCCUGCAUAUCCAGAACCGGCAACGAGCCCCGCUCACUAUUUGCGGAGACUGUCCUGCUGUGCAGGCUGAAGCAUCUCCAUAUUCUCUAGUUGAUAUCUGCUUGGAUGCCUUAGUUGCUGAUUUAGAAAAAUUUUGUGUAGAGAGGCCAGACGGGUCAUUAUGCUUGAAAGAGUCAGAAAGCCUUCCUCAAGAAGUGGCUGAUCGAUUACUGCAGACGAUGGCAUAUCGGGAACUGUUGAAUGAUGGGACGGUGGGCAUUUUCCGAGGCAACCAAAUGCGUUUGAAGCAAGCUUGCAUCCGCAAAGCAAAGAUCUCAGCCCAGGCCUUCCAGCAGGCAUUCUGCCAUCACAAACUAAUAGAACUUGAUGCUGCAGGGAUGAAUGAAGCUGUUACUGUUUCAGACGUUGUGAGCGGGCUGGGCAGCAGUGUAUGGAUCCAGAGCAACCUUCAGUGCCUUGUCUUGGACUCAUUAACUCUUUCCCCUACAAAUCCUUAUGAAAGGUGCUUUAGCCAGCUCUCUGGUCUUCGUUCUUUGAGCAUUACCAAUGUGGCCUUCCGUGAUGAAGAUUUAGCAGAGGUUGCUUCCCUGCCAAGAUUAGAAAGCUUGGAUAUAUCCAGCACUUCUGUCACAGACAUUACUUCGCUCGUUGCCUGCAAGAAUCGGCUUAAAUCUCUCACUAUGCAUGGUUUGAAAUGUUUAAGUAUGCCUACACCAAAGUUCUUGGAUGUCAUGAGAGAGCUAAAGUAUCUGAAUCAUCUUGAUAUCUCAGAUGAACAGCAUUCCAGAUCGGAUAUACCCGUUCGUCUGUUAGGGGAGAAAGACAUCCUGCCGGACCUUGUAUCUUUGGACAUUUCUGGGAGUAAAUACAUUACUGAUGAAGCUGUAGAGGCAUUUGUCAGACAGCGAACUACGAUGCGGUUUGUGGGGUUGCUGGGUACUGAAGCAGGAUAUACAGAGUUCCUCUCAGGAGAAGGAACCUUGAAGGUAUCAGGAGGAGAAAAUGAAAACCAGAUUUCAGAAGCUUUGAAGCGCUACAGUGACAGGGCUUGCUUUGUGAAAGAAGCCUUUUUUCACCUUUUUACUCAGACAUGCUUUAUGAGAAUUACAAAGCCUGAAAUCCUAAAGCUUGUGAUUAUUGGAAUGAGUAAACACCCUCUGGACUUGGCAGUACAGUUGACUGCUAGUGCGUGUGCUCUGAACUUAACUAGACAGGGCCUAGCAGCAGGCAUGCCUGUCCGCCUGCUCUCCAGCGUCAUCCAGCUGCUUCUGAAGGCCAUGGAAACCUUUCCUGAACAGCAGCAGCUGCAGAAGAAUUGCCUUCUUUCUUUAUCUAGUGUCAGGAUCCUGCAAGAUGUUCCAUUUAACAGGUUUGCAGCUGCCAAAUUUGUUGUUCAGUGGCUGUGUAACCAGGAAAAUCAACAUAUACAAAGAAUUGCUGUUAAUAUUAUCUCUAUCCUAGCACUAAAGCUUUCAGAUGAACAGGCAGCACAACUUACUGCAGAGUUCUACAUAGUUGUUGGGAAACUUCUUGAAAUAGUUGAACAGAAAACCAAUCAAAAUGAACUGGACACAACUUUCUAUUUUACUCUGAGUGCCCUUUGGAAUCUCACAGAUGAAGCUCCUACCACAUGCAGGCACUUCAUUGACAACAAAGGAUUGGAGCUUUUCAUGAGAGUUUUACAGGCAUUUCCAGCUGACUCCUCUACUCAGCAUAAAGUACUUGGUCUUCUGAACAAUGUAGCAGAAGUGAGAGAACUACAUCCCAAGUUGAUGCAGAAGGACUUUGUGGAUCACGUCAGUGAAUUGUUGAACAGUGCCGAGAUGGAAGUCUGUUACUUCUCAGCUGGGAUUAUUGCUAAUUUGCUAUCCAGAGGCGAGCAAGCUUGGACGUUAAGUCAAACACAGAGAAGACUUCUUAUUGAGAAACUGCACUCAGCCCUCUUGAAGUGGCCAACACCAGAAUGCAAGAUGGUAGCGCUGCCAGCUUAUAGGUCCCUCAAGCCAUUCUACCCAUUACUUGAUUGUUUUACAUUACCUGGUGUACAGAUCUGGGCAACAUGGGCCAUCCUGCACAUUUGCUGCAAAACCCCUGCCAGAUACUGUGCCAUGUUAAUAGAAGAGGAUGGGCUACAGCAUUUAUAUAAUAUCAAAGAAAAUGACCAGAGUGAUCCAGAUGUCCAGUAUUUAACAACUGAGAUACUAACUUACAUGGAUAAUCACAUGAUGUAUUAUGGGAAGCCUAAGCACCUGAAAGAGCUACAAGCCAAAUCAAAUGGAUAACUAAAGGCAGCCGGAACUUUAUCCUGUAACUCACAAGCUGUACUAGUGAUUCUUUUACCUUCCAUGGGCAUCAA